Messenger RNA from Anopheles stephensi (Asian malaria mosquito), 1405 nucleotides. RefSeq lists its product as uncharacterized. Gene Ontology annotation, molecular function: protein binding. The coding region runs from base 137 to 1225 and encodes 362 amino acids. NCBI's taxonomy places the organism in Eukaryota, Metazoa, Arthropoda, Insecta, Diptera, Culicidae. The transcript has 2 exons. The record is from RefSeq and is a predicted model, not a curated record.
ACUACGUACUGCACAAUAAUAAAAAUUUGGUUACAAGGUGUCGCACUAGAAUGAUAAAAAGUGUAUCGUAACUAUAGACGUUGUACUAUCGUUUUUGGUUCCAUUACGAUUUUUUCAUUACAGUAUAAAUUACACAAUGCCACUGAUAGACGAUGAGAUCGAUGAAGUAUCUCGGCUUUGUGAAAAUGUUAUUCCAAAUUCAAAGCUCGUCGCAUGUCACAAAACUCUGGUUCGUGUAGACGUGCGCCAAUCAGCGAUGCGCCAAUUGACAAUAUGCAUUCGAUUUCCAGAAAACUAUCCCACAAACAAACUCUUGCUGGAGUUUAAAAGCAAAACUUUGUCAAUCAGCUUUUUGGAAAAACUUACCAGCCUGUGUGAAACUAAGCUGAACGAGGCAGUAGGAAAGCCACAAACCAUGUGGAUAUUGCACUUUCUCAGCGAUUAUCUAUCAGCCAACCCGCUAUGCAUUGUUUUAGAUGAAAUACAGCAGAUAAAGCAGUUGCUCGCGAGCUCCGGCGAGCUGAAGGUGAAACAACGAGUCUGCACGAUCGAUUUGACUGUGCGCGUUGGCCAAUAUUACUUCCGAGCCAAGUUUAAGGUCCCGAACGGUUAUCCAGCGGAAAGAAUUAUGUGGGACGAUUCAGAAUGCAAUCUUCCUCAGGCAAUAGUCUUAUUUCUUAAUGGCCAAGCUCGUGAAAUAGCCAGACGUUGCGUAGAACCUCCACUAGCACGUAAGGACAGUAACGUUACCUUCACACCAAAACGGAGUCUGCAAAGAUGUUUGGUGUUUAUCAUCAAUACUGUACGAGACUUGCCGCAGGAAAAAUGUCCGAUUUGUUUGCAAUGUUGCCUACCGGAAAGUCCAUCCGAUGUUGUCACAAGGGAUAACGACGACCUGUAUUUGAUUCGUAUGUUUUGUGGUCAUAUCUAUCAUCAGAGUUGUUUGAAACGUUUCAUGAGCGAACCACCCUUUCCUAUCGGUGGGAAAACCUGUCCAGCACAGGGAACGCAUAACUAUAAUGCGUCUACAACGCCGGAUAACAAAGUGUGCUUGGUCAAACAUCCUGCAUCCAAUAACAUUGUACCGGCUUUAGAUGAGGUUUGCGGUCAAAGGGUAACGCAUGACAAGUGGGGUCUCAAUAACGUUAAGUCUGCUGAAACUAAAUGGGCUCAUCGACAGGCAAAAAUGAGAGAGCUGGAAGAGGUGAUAGAUUUCUUACAGUGAAUGUGCUUUGGUUUCUUUUAUGCACCAUAAGCAAUCGUUAAAAAAUGAACAUGCUUCAAUAGCGUACAAUUGCUAAUUUAUUUUGAUUUCAAAACCAAUUAAUAGGUUUUUUUUUGUGCAGCCCUGCCACGACAAUAUUAAAAAAAAGGUUUUCUAAAAUUUGGUAUUGUAUUUUGUUUU